Molecule: messenger RNA, 626 nt
Organism: Guillardia theta CCMP2712
Lineage: Eukaryota; Cryptophyceae; Pyrenomonadales; Geminigeraceae
Exons: 2
Coding region: 345-578 (77 amino acids)
Source: RefSeq, a predicted model, not a curated record
ACACAGCCAUUGCAAUGCGUUUGCUUCGUCUGGUUCCAGGAGCGUCUCUCUUCGACUCGGCCGGGUAUGGAGAGGAGAGAAGAUGAGAGGAAGGAGUGAGGAGAGGAGAGAAGAUGAGAGGAAGGAGUGAGGAGAAGGAGAAGUCUGUUCAAACAUCACGUUGUGGUCUUGUUGUGAGAGGGGAGGAAGGAACGAUGCGACACUUCCACUCACCAUGGUUGAUCUGAGCGGCCAUGUAGCACAAAGUGCAGAACUGGCAUCAGCACAAAGAUUGCGUCAUCAGUGCAAUCAAUUUUUGUUAUGUCUCCUCGCCCUUCUCCAAUCAUCAUGUCACAUUGUGAAACAUGCUCGUCACAAUUUCCACCAGGUACAACGACGAUGGUAUCCACACCUGGAACGUCCACAGCCCCAACUGGAUCUACCAGGGUGGUCCCAACCAGUCCUGGCAGGACAUCCACGAUACUACCUACAACCAGUGGGAUGGCCUCGAUGACUCGACUGCGAGCUGGCACGUAACUCAGCCCGUCGACAACCUCAAGGUUGAACAAUGGCUCGGCAAUGUUAUCGGCAUGUACUAGAUUGAAGAUUGAAUAUUUGUACCGAGUGUUAGUACAACGCAACCAACA